ACCGCCAUAUUUUCUUUCCGGCUUGAAUUGUCCUUGGUUGUUGGUGUCCCAGUGUAAGGUGAAAUUGCAGCUGAAACAGCGGAAUAAAAAGUGCAGUUAACACAGUUAAUCAGGAAUCUGAUAACUGGUAUAACUGUCGAGAUGGAACUACCAGAUGAGGCGAAGCGUCUGCCUCCGCCGGGGAUAAUUAACGUAAAUUCCGUCUGGCUUGGGCUUGCUGGCUGGUGCACGGCGAUGUUGGAGAACUCCUUUAACCGCAGACCAGCUCUGAAGUCCGGUGCUCAUCGUCAGCUGCUGUACGCCACCAUUGGCUGGUUCCUGGGGUAUCACCUUAGAAAACGGGAACUGUAUACCUAUGCCCGACUUGACAGAGACAUGAGUGAAUACAUUAGAAUGCAUCCUGAAGAAUUCCCGGAGAAAGAGAAAAAGACAAUGGCUGAAGUUCUGGACGAUUUCCAUCCUAUCCGCUGAACAGUAGUGGAUGCUGCCAGUGAAGUGAGAUGUUGUGGAGGUCCGAGUUGAUACCACAGUCUGGUUGUUUAUUAUUGUACUCCUUUGGCAACUUUCCACAAUUCUGUACAAAUGAAAACGUGUAAUAAAUUAAAAAUAUCUUUUGUUCUAA
Messenger RNA from Megalops cyprinoides (Indo-Pacific tarpon), 622 nucleotides. RefSeq names its product NADH:ubiquinone oxidoreductase subunit C2 (gene ndufc2). The transcript has 3 exons. NCBI's taxonomy places the organism in Eukaryota, Metazoa, Chordata, Actinopteri, Elopiformes, Megalopidae. Gene Ontology annotation, cellular component: mitochondrial inner membrane. Bases 142 to 471 code for a protein of 109 amino acids. The record is from RefSeq and is a predicted model, not a curated record. Gene Ontology annotation, biological process: mitochondrial electron transport, NADH to ubiquinone.